Messenger RNA from Phaedon cochleariae (mustard beetle), 3063 nucleotides. NCBI's taxonomy places the organism in Eukaryota, Metazoa, Arthropoda, Insecta, Coleoptera, Chrysomelidae. The record is from the annotation of a GenBank genome assembly.
AUGUCCAAGAAAGAAGACGCGAUGGACACCAGCGGAGCACCAUCAGAACCUGCUGAAACCGGUGAAAAUACGGUAAGGGAAUUGGGACAGAAUGAAUCUUCCUCUGAUACAACUUCAAGGGGUGAUGAUUUUGAUACCAAAGUUGCCUCUGACAGAGGGAAGAGAUUCGACUUUUUACUCAAACAGACAGAGAUAUUCUCCCAUUUCAUGAACCAAAUGAAAACUCCUACCAAGGCAAAAACAGGGCGUCCCAAAAAGGAUAAAGCAGAAGUGGCAGAUCAUCGUCAUCGGAAAACCGAGCAAGAAGAAGACGAGGAACUGCUCGCUGAAACGAACCAAAAAUGCAAACCGACUAUCCGUUUCGACGUGUCACCUCCGUACAUAAAAAACGGGGAGAUGCGAGACUAUCAAGUGCGAGGGCUCAACUGGAUGAUAUCUCUUUAUGAAAACGGCAUAAACGGCAUUCUAGCAGAUGAAAUGGGUCUUGGUAAAACCUUGCAGACGAUCUCUCUGCUGGGCUUCAUGAAGCACUACAAGAACACCGCCGGCCCACACAUCGUCAUCGUGCCUAAAUCGACCCUAUCGAAUUGGAUGAACGAGUUCCAGAAGUGGUGUCCGUCUUUGAAGGCCGUGUGUCUGAUCGGUGAUCAGGAAGCCAGGAGUUCCUUCAUCCGAGACGUGAUGAUGCCUGGCGAGUGGGACGUUUGCGUCACUUCUUAUGAAAUGUGCAUCAAGGAGAAGUCGGUUUUCAAGAAGUUCAACUGGCGGUACAUGGUCAUCGACGAGGCGCACCGCAUCAAGAACGAGAAAUCGAAGUUGUCGGAGAUACUCAGGGAGUUCAAGACGACCAACAGGUUACUGUUGACGGGUACCCCACUGCAAAACAACCUCCAUGAGCUGUGGGCCCUGCUCAACUUCCUGCUGCCAGACGUCUUCAACUCCUCUGAUGACUUUGAUUCAUGGUUUAACACCAACCAGUGUUUCGGCGAUAACGCCCUGGUGGAAAGGCUGCACGCCGUUUUGAAGCCGUUUUUGCUGAGGAGAUUGAAGGCCGAGGUGGAGAAAGGGCUCAAGCCGAAGAAGGAGGUGAAGGUGUACGUGGGGCUUAGUAAAAUGCAGAGGGAGUGGUACACCAAGGUGCUGAUGAAGGAUAUCGAUGUGGUCAACGGUGCCGGAAAGGUGGAGAAGAUGCGCCUGCAAAACAUCCUGAUGCAGCUGCGCAAGUGCACCAAUCACCCCUAUCUGUUCGACGGGGCCGAACCCGGUCCCCCCUACACCACCGACGAGCAUCUGGUGUACAACUGCGGCAAGAUGGUGCUGCUGGACAAGCUGCUGCCGAAGCUGCGCGAGCAGGACUCCAGGGUGUUGAUCUUCUCGCAAAUGACCAGGAUGUUGGACAUCUUGGAGGAUUAUUGCCAUUGGCGGCAGUAUCAGUAUUGCCGGUUGGACGGUCAGACGCCGCACGAGGAUCGUCAAAGGCAGAUCAACGAGUACAACGCCGAAGGCAGCUCCAAGUUCAUCUUCAUGUUGUCGACGCGGGCGGGCGGUUUGGGCAUCAAUCUGGCGACGGCCGACGUGGUCGUUAUAUUCGAUUCGGAUUGGAAUCCGCAGAUGGACCUGCAGGCUAUGGACAGGGCGCACAGGAUAGGGCAGAAGAAGCAGGUCAGGGUGUUCAGGUUCAUCACCGAGAACACCGUCGAAGAGAAGAUCGUGGAAAGGGCCGAAGUGAAACUGCGAUUGGACAAGCUGGUCAUUCAGCAGGGUCGGCUGGCCGACUCGAAGGGCCAGUCGCUGAACAAGGACGAGAUGCUGAACAUGAUCAGGCACGGCGCCAAUCACGUGUUCGCCUCGAAGGACUCCGAAAUCACCGACGAGGAUAUCGAUAGCAUCAUGCAAAGGGGAGAAAUGAAGACCGCCGAACUGGCCCAAAAGAUGGAAUCCCUCGGCGAAUCCUCGCUGCGCAACUUCACCGUAGAAACGCCCACAGAGUCCGUGUAUCAGUUCGAGGGCGAAGAUUAUCGCGAGAAGCAGAAGUCUAUCGGGCUCAGCAACUGGAUCGAGCCGCCGAAAAGAGAAAGGAAAGCCAACUAUGCCGUUGACGCCUAUUUCAGAGAGGCUUUGAGGGUAUCUGAACCGAAAGCGCCCAAGGCUCCCAGACCUCCCAAGCAACCCAUCGUCCAGGACUUCCAGUUCUUCCCGCCAAGGCUGUUUGAACUGUUGGACCAAGAAAUAUACUUCUAUCGGAAAUCGCUCGGCUACAAAGUGCCGAAGAACCCGGAACUGGGCCCGGACGCUGCCAAACAACAGAAGGAGGAACAACGCAAGAUCGACGAAUCCGACCAGCUGUCUGAGGAGGAGCAGCUGGAAAAGGAGCGGCUGCUGCAGCGCGGCUUCACCGCUUGGAGCAAGCGCGAUUUCAACCAGUUCGUCAAGGCGAACGAGAAGUACGGCAGAGACGACAUCGAGAAUAUCGCUCGGGAUGUCGAGGGAAAAACACCCGAAGAGGUGAUGGAAUAUUCUGCUGUAUUUUGGGAGAGAUGUCACGAACUGCAAGAUAUAGAAAGGAUCAUGGCGCAAAUAGAAAGAGGGGAAGCGAAAAUUCAGAGAAGGGCUGGAAUCAAAAGGGCUCUGGACGCUAAAAUGGCCAGGUAUCGUGCCCCCUUCCACCAGCUCCGAAUCUCGUACGGCACGAACAAGGGCAAGAACUACAUGGAGGACGAAGACAGAUUCUUGGUGUGCAUGCUUCACAAGCUCGGCUUCGACAGGGAGAACGUGUACGAGGAAUUACGAGCGGCCGUCAGAGCGUCACCCCAAUUCCGGUUCGAUUGGUUCCUCAAAUCCAGGACGGCGAUGGAGUUGCAGAGGCGGUGCAACACCCUCAUAACCCUCAUAGAAAGAGAGAACGCCGAGCUCGAGGAGAGAGAAAAGAACGAGAAGAAGAAGAAAACGUCGAAAGUGUCGACGGUGAUCGGCGCGCCGACGCCGACCGCCUCCAAAUCGGCGCAGAAGAGGAAGAACGACGGUUCCCUGGGCGGGGGUGAGAAAAAGAAGAAGAAAAAAUGA